This is a messenger RNA of Exophiala spinifera, 4017 nucleotides long. RefSeq lists its product as uncharacterized. NCBI's taxonomy places the organism in Eukaryota, Fungi, Ascomycota, Eurotiomycetes, Chaetothyriales, Herpotrichiellaceae. Gene Ontology annotation, molecular function: DNA endonuclease activity; single-stranded DNA binding. The record is from RefSeq and is a predicted model, not a curated record. The coding region runs from base 1 to 4017 and encodes 1338 amino acids. Gene Ontology annotation, biological process: nucleotide-excision repair. The transcript has a single exon. Gene Ontology annotation, cellular component: nucleus.
AUGGGUGUCACGGGCCUAUGGACCGUCGUCGCACCCACGGCCCGCCCAACACAACUGGCUUCAUUGAAUCGCAAACGUCUGGCCGUCGACGCCUCGAUCUGGAUCUACCAAUUCCUCAAAGCGGUGAGAGACAAAGAAGGCAACGCGCUCCGGAACAGCCAUGUUGUCGGGUUCUUCCGGCGCAUCUGCAAACUGCUGUACUUUGGGAUCAAGCCUGUCUUUGUAUUCGAUGGAGGCGCACCCAUCCUCAAGCGUGAGACGAUUCGAAAACGCGCACGGCGCAGGGAAGGUAGACGGGAAGAUGCUGCGCGCACGGCGGGAAAGUUGCUCGCGGUACAAGUCGCUCGAGCGGCGGAGGAAGAGGAGAAGCGAAGAAAGGCCGCGAGAGACACAAAUGCUGCAAGAGGAGAUGACGAACAAGAGGAGUUGCCCGACGACGAGGAGCUGGUGUACGUAGAAGAGCUGGGCAUGUCCGCACGUGAGCGACAAGCUGGACGAGGCGAAAAGUUCCGCAGGAAGGAUCAGUAUCAUCUCCCAGAUUUGGAUGUCAGCAUUGCAGACAUGGGCGCACCAAACGACCCGAGAAUCAUGUCGCAAGCUGAGCUGGAGGACUACGCGCGGCAAUUCCACAGUGGCGAGGAUGUGAAUCUCUACGACUUCAGCAAGAUCGACUUUGAGAGCCCUUUCUUCCUGUCUCUGCCUCCGGGCGAUCGGUACAAUAUCCUAAACGCGGCCAGGCUGAGGAGUCGUUUGAGGAUGGGGUAUAGCAAGGAACAGCUGGACGGAAUGUUUCCAGACAGGAUGGCCUUCAGCAAGUUUCAAAUCGAGCGCGUAAAGGAGAGAAACGAGUUGACGCAGAGGCUCAUGGGUAUAAAUGGGAUGAGUGAAGGAGAUUGGUUGAUGCAUGGCGGUGGCAGAAUCGCGGGUGAGAAAGGAAAGGAGUACAUCCUUGUGAAGAAUGAUGGUGUGGAAGGAGGAUGGGCGCUUGGUGUGGUGAGCGAUCGCAAAGGAACCAAAAAGGAGACUGCGAUCGAUCUGGAAGAGAAAGAGGGCGACGAUGAUGGAACAGAAGAUGAAGAGGAGAAUGAGGAUUUUGAAGAUGUCGAGAUCGAGGGGUUGAACCGCAUUCCCAAAGUGUGGGCGAAAAAGAGGAAAGCGGCGGAUCUGGAGAGAGACGCGCCCUUUGAUAAUGCGGUUGAGGAAAUCGCACGAAAGAGAAAGGCGGUUUAUGAGGCGAGGAAGGCGGCUUCGAGGAUCGAGUCGGCUCGUCCGGCAGCACCCUUGCAAGUGACAAGCCAGAGGGAACACGCAGUUGCAGAAGAGGAUGACGAUGCUCUGUUCGUGCCUGAGGACAAACCUGAUGAGGAGGAUGGGGCCGAUGAUUUGUUCGAAGACGUUCUACCGCCCGGUCCCGUUGAAGAAGACACGGAUGAUGAGCUACAGCGAGCAAUUGCAAUGUCACUUGAAAAGGCUUCGGAUGAAGAAGAUGCUGGUGGGUUUCUACAGGAACAAUCCAAGAUGUUUGAAGCUGAAGAUGAAGAUGACGACGAAGGUUUCGAUCUACAAGCAGCACUUGCAGAGUCAAGAAAGUCGAAGCAUGUUGCAAAGACGAAUGUCAGAGAACGCAUCCCAAUACAGAAGCCAAGUCUUCCAACACCACAGUUUGACGGACCCCUACCCUUUGAGUCCAUCAAUCUUGGGCACUCCCUACUUGGUAAAAAGAAGUCGAAGAAGAUUGAAGAGGAUUUAUCAGGAGGGUUCGAUCGUGAUCUGGGGGAAGACGCCUUCCGCAAAGAAAGACCACCUCAACCAAUGCCCGACUGGUUCAACGCUGCUCCUACCACGAAGGAUCUCAAGCAUGCGCCGGAACCGGACAAGGAUGAUAGGAUCGAACAAUCUCAGAAGCUAGAUACGAGCAUGAAUGACAGAAUUCGCCGGCAAGGUCUGAAAGAGAUCAUUGACCUGGAAGCAGAAGACGACGGAAAGAAGAAAGAUGAUCACGUCAUCGAGAUCGAGGAAGAUGAUGAAGAAGAGAUCCCAGAAAUGACUCAGCAAUCUCAUGUCAUCUCCGAGCCCGAACUGCCGCAGCAUGAUAUCUUGAUCGUUGACGAGAAAGCGGAAAAGGAACAGCGAAAGCGGGACGAGGAGAGGGAGAAGCGCUACGAUUUGGCACGGCAAAUUGCAGCAGAGAACGACACGGAUGCUAUGUCGAUGGGUGAUGUGGCGGAGAAAGUCCAAGCAAAACCUCCGCAACCAUCAGACGUCCCUAACUUCAACCCUGCUCCGGAACCCUCGGCUGCAGAACCAGCCACUGGUGAAGCAGCAGGCAGUGACUUUGAGGAAGUAGACUGGAGCGAGUCUGAUUACGGACAGCCAGCGACACCUGGAUCUCUGGGGACGGUGGACAAUGAGGAGCCGAAAGACAAGAUACCUUCCACUGCAAAACAGGCUUCUGCUGCUGAGGAGGAUGACGACGACGAGGGUGAAGCAUUCGAAGAUGUCCAGAUGUCCGCACCUCCCGCGGCCGCGCCCGCCAUCCAACAGACUCUUGCCACAGAAAUAUCGAUGGACGACGCACUGAACGACCAACUUAUACUUGACGACAGUAAUAGUGCGCAGCCUCAGGGUACCAUUGUCGAAGAAGACUUCGACUACCUGUCUGAAUCCGAGGAAGAACUCAUGCGCCAACUUGCCGUUGAAGCGGAAGAACAUGCACGAUUUGCUUCGUCUCUGCACAACCAAAGAAUGUCCGAACAAGCGAUGCGCGACUACGAAAACGAACUGAAACAACUGCGUAAUCAGCAGAAGAAGGAUCGCCGUGACGCAGACGAAGUAACCCAAGUCAUGGUGCAGGAGUGUCAAGCUCUACUCCGCCUAUUCGGCAUACCCUAUAUCACGGCGCCAAUGGAGGCAGAAGCUCAAUGCGCUGAGCUUGUUCGCCUCGGUCUCGUUGACGGCAUCGUCACCGAUGAUUCCGAUAUCUUUCUUUUCGGCGGUACGCGCAUAUACAAGAAUAUGUUCAAUGCGGCGAAGUACGUCGAGUGCUACCUUGCGAGCGAACUUGAGAAAGAGUUUUUACUCGACCGGCGACGGUUGAUCCGCUUCGCCCAUCUCCUGGGAAGCGACUAUACAGAGGGCAUCCCGGGCGUAGGACCCGUCACGGCAUUGGAGAUCCUGACCGACUUCGCGACGCUGACCGAGUUCAAGGAAUGGUGCAGUCGUGUUCAACUUGGACGGCCGCAGGAUCUAGAAGAUCAACUUACGACACCGUUCCGGCGAAAGUUCCGAAACACGGUGCAGAAGAGACUGUUCCUCCCGCCAGGCUUUCCCGACGCGAGGGUCGACGAGGCAUAUUUGAACCCGGAGGUCGAUUCAGAUCCCGAGCCGUUCCAGUGGGGUGUGCCGGAUCUGGAUAAAUUGCGGAGUUUCCUCAUGGCCACGAUCGGCUGGAGCCAGGAGCGUACGGACGAGAUCCUGGUGCCGGUGAUCAGAGAUAUGAAUAAACGUGAGAUCGAAGGUACGCAGAGCAAUAUCACACGGUUCUUCAGUGGUGGAGUUGGUGUAGGGGGCCGAGUGGGCGGUACCGGGCGCGGGGCAAUGAGCGGUCUCGCGAUGGGUGGCGAAGGUCCGGGCAAUGCGGGCGUUGAGGGCAUGGCACCACGUAAUAGGACAGGCAAGGAAUCCGGCAGGAUGAAGAAUGCGUUCAAGAGAUUGAGAGGCGAGGCUGUCAAGCGGAGAAAAGGGGACGAGUUUGAAGAGGCCGAGCACGAGGAAGAACAAAUCCUAGAUGGUGUCGGAGAGCCGGCUUUUGUCCAGAGUGAUUCCGUAGAAGAAGAUGGUGGAGCAAACAAGACAAAGGUCCCUUCUAGGACAAGAAGAGGUCGAAAAUCCGCCGAACAUAAAAAUAAUGAUCAGGCCGAUGAGGAGGAGGAGGAGGACGGUGACUUUGCAGAAGAUGAGGGGCCUAGACGGAAGCAGAAACAGAAGAAGACAGCGACUUCGACGAGGAAACGAUGA